Molecule: messenger RNA, 2998 nt
Organism: Thermothielavioides terrestris NRRL 8126
Lineage: Eukaryota; Fungi; Ascomycota; Sordariomycetes; Sordariales; Chaetomiaceae
Exons: 2
Coding region: 75-2609 (844 amino acids)
Biological process (GO): retrograde transport, endosome to Golgi
Cellular component (GO): GARP complex
Source: RefSeq, a predicted model, not a curated record
UGAUGACACCCGCCACCAAUGAUCUUGAACCGCUCGGGACAGUGCACCACGAGAGACCAAGCGUCCGAGGCAACAUGAACGCGGCACUUGCAGAGUCGGCGUCUCUUGAUUCAGUGGAGUACGACCCGAUAGCGCAUCUGAACCUCCUAUUCUCGCACCCGUCCACCGUGUCCUCGGUCGCCCGCGUCUCGACGACGAUUCGGCAGCGCAAAGAUGAGCUCUCGCAGUCGAUCGCCGCCCUCGAGGUCGCCCAAGCUUACGGGCCCAACUCGUCGCUGGAGCGAAUGCAGUCGGCCCAGGCUGAGCUGGCCUCGCUCUUCCGGCGCAUCGAGGACGUGCGCAGCCGCGCGCUGCAAACCGAGCGAGACAUCACCGUCAUGACUGCCGACAUCAAACGCCUCGACGCCACCAAGCGGAACUUGACGCUGAGCAUGACCGCACUGAAGCGCCUCCAGAUGUUGACGACGGCCUACGAGCAGCUCCGCGGGCUCGCCCGCACCCGCCAGUAUCGCGAAUGCGCCGGCCUGCUGCAGGCCGUGCUGCAGCUGAUGCGCCACUUCAACAGCUACCGCAGCAUCGAGCAGAUUGCCGUGUUGAGCCGCAAUGUCAGCGAGCUGCAGCGCGAGCUGCUCGAGCAGGUUUGCGAGGACUUCGAGAUGGCUUUCGCCAAGGGCGAGGUGACGGCGCGCCGCGCCAUGCUGGUCGAAGCCUGCCUGGUCAUGGACGCCCUGGGCGAACACGCCAAGACGAGGUUGGUUACGUGGUAUGUCAACACGGAGUUGCGCGAGUAUCGCCAGGUCUUCCGCGGCAACGACGAGGCAGGCAGCCUGGACAACAUCGGCCGACGCUACGCCUGGUUCAAGCGCAUGCUCAAGACGCACGAGGACGAGCACGCCGCCAUAUUCCCCCCGCACUGGCGCGUCAGCGAAACGCUAGCCAUGGCCUUUUGUGACGGUACCCGAGAGGACUUCAAAGGAAUCUUGGAGAAGAGCCUUCGCCGGAUCGACGGCGCCAAGCUCGACGUCAACCUGCUGCUCAGCUGCCUCCAGGAGACCAUGGACUUUGAGCAGAGCCUAGAGAGGCGGUUCGCCAGUGAUCCUCGGGCGAGCAUCGAUACCCUAAGCUCGGCGGACGACAGGAUACAGAACUUCAACGGCUCGAUAUCCGUCGCCUUUGAGCCCUACCUGAGCUUGUGGGUCGAAUCGCAAGACAAGGCGUUGGCGAGCAUGAUCCCCAAGUACAAGACGCAACCGAUUAUACCUGCCGACGAGGAAUUCUCGCCGCAGGCUGUUGUCCCGUCCGCGAUCGAGCUGUUCCACUUCUACAAGCUUACGCUCUCGCAGUGUGCCAAGCUGUCUACCGGCGAGCGACUGCUCGAUCUCAGCAAGACGCUGGCAAAGUAUCUGGACGAGUAUGCCCAACAGGUCCUCCUCAACUUCCUCCAACGCGGUGGACCGCAAGGGCCACCGAUUCGAGAGAUCGUUCUUGUCCUUAACACGGCCGAUUUCUGGCACGUCAAUACCAACCAGCUGGAAGAGAGCAUCAAGAAGCGGAUCGACCCGGAAAUGGCCUCAAGAGUGGACCUCUCCGCUCAAUCCGAUGCUUUCCUGGGCGUCGCCAGCGCUGCCGUCAUGGCGCUCGUGGCCAAGGCCGAGCUCGACUGUGAGGGGGCGUGGCGCGAGAUGAAGAAUACCAACUGGAGCCGGAUGGAGAGCGUCAGCGACCAGAGCUCGUACGUCGGCGAGCUCCUCAAGCACAUAAACGGCAAAGCCCAAGAGAUCCUACCCAUGGUCAUCAAGCAUCAGUACGCCCGAGCCUUCUGCGACAACCUGGUCGAGCACCUCGCCACAGCCUACCUCACGAACGUUGUUCAAUGCCGCCCCAUCGGCGAGGUCGGCGCCGAACAAAUGCUGCUCGACAAAUACGUCCUGACGAAAUCACUCGAAAACCUCCUCUCCUACCAUAACAACCCCGCCGCGACCCAGCCAGCGGCCCCGCCUCCCGCAGGUUUCGUCAAGCGCGUCAACCAAUCCAUGACGCGCGUCGAUCCGCUGCUCAAAACUCUGCAGGUCCGCCCAUCCCCUCCCGAGGGCCUCGUGCAGGCCUACCUGAUCCACAUCGGCGACCGGUCCGACACCAAUUUCCGCAAGAUCCUCGAGCUCAAGGGCGUGCGCAAGCAGGACCAUGCCUACCUCCUGGAGCUGUUUGCGAUCCACCGCGAGGGCUCGUCCGUGCCGCUCGUGCAGAGCUCGCCCUUGCUCACGCCCCUCAUGGCCGCCGGAUCCUCGGGCGGGCUGGGCAGCGCGGGGAUCGCGAGCAACAGCGGCGCGGCGGCCGCGGCGAGCGCUGGGUUGCAGGGCCGCUUCGAUGCCGCGUCGCUGGGGGAGAAGCUGCUGAACGCGGCGCGGGACGGGGUCGAGAGGAUGGGAACCACGGCCGCGGGAGGAGUGCCUGGGGCGGGUGGGGCCGGGGGUGCGGCGCAGGGCGAGAAAGCGACGAUCAAUGAGAACCUGAAAAAUAUUGGCAAGUUCUUUAGGAGGGAUAUCGGCGGGUUGGGUGCGCGGUUCGGGAAGAGGGAUAUAACGCCCACCGGUGGCGCUGACGGGUGAGGAAGCUGCAAGUGCAGUGACGAGCGACCGAUCUGUAUUGAAUACUUAUCCAUCACAGUUAGCUGUCGAGCUGGGUCGGCAUGGGGACAAUGGACUGGGGCGAUGGGUGUGCGAAUGUCGGUUUUCCUUGGGUUGAACAGCACGCUUUUUGAAGGUGUGGCCCUGCAUAUGGCAUUGCCAAGCACCCUGAGACUGCAUCUUUGAAUCUGAGCAUCAUCUGCACAUCGGCCUCCUUGCGGACGGUCCUCCGUAGCCCACGCACAACAACCGGCCGGCAGAAAACCAUCACCAUGUAAAAUACCCUACGGCGGCUGUCUGCCUCCGUAAGUUUGAAGCGAAGCCCAGUAGAUGAAGCGAAGUUUGCUCCUCCAGUGCCUACACUGUAUGUA